AUGUUGUUAGUUUCAGCUUUAUUGCAAUUGGCAAUUGUUGCCCUGCUAUUUCCUUCUCAAGUGGCGGCUUUUUCCCUCUACAGUAAUGGUGAGAGAAGAUGUUUCUACAAGGAAUUGUCAAAGGGUACGUUACUUCAGGGCAAGUACAGUGUCAAGGCAUAUGAUGAUGGUAUCCAAUCCUACAGAGACACUAAUCCACAAGAAUUCGAUGUAUCAAUGGAAGUAGAAGAAGUUUUUGAUGAUUAUCACAGAGUUGUGCAUCAAAAGGGUGUAUCAGGAGAACUAAACCUAUUAGCGCUAGAUUCAGGUGAACACAGAAUUUGUAUUCAGGCGCAACCUAAUUCUUGGAUGGGUAAAUCAAAAACUAAGAUCAAUUUAGAUUUUGAAAUUGGUUCUGACGUUAAAUUGGAUUCAAAACAAAAAACAGUGGUUGAUUCUCUACAUCAAAAAGUAAACAUUUUAAAUGAUAAAGUGCUUUCGAUUAGAAGGGAACAGAAAUUGGUUAGAGACCGUGAAGCCCAAUUCAGAGAUAUCUCUGAAUCUGUUAACUCGCAUGCUAUGUGGUGGAGUGUCAUUCAAUUGGUUGUGCUAGUGCUAACCUGUAUUUGGCAAAUGAGACAUUUAAGGACUUUCUUCGUAAAACAGAAAGUUUUGUAA
Messenger RNA from Zygosaccharomyces rouxii, 657 nucleotides. RefSeq names its product Erp1p (gene ERP1). The record is from RefSeq and is a predicted model, not a curated record. The transcript has a single exon. Gene Ontology annotation, cellular component: COPII-coated ER to Golgi transport vesicle; endoplasmic reticulum-Golgi intermediate compartment; Golgi apparatus. Gene Ontology annotation, biological process: endoplasmic reticulum to Golgi vesicle-mediated transport; Golgi organization; intracellular protein transport. Bases 1 to 657 code for a protein of 218 amino acids. NCBI's taxonomy places the organism in Eukaryota, Fungi, Ascomycota, Saccharomycetes, Saccharomycetales, Saccharomycetaceae.